AUGGGAACAGCCACAUCUUGUCGAAUGUGCUGCAAGCAGUUUGGAUCAGUCCAUGCCAGGGAACACCAUGAGAAACAGAAGCACCACUUUACAGCCAAUAAAAGAGCUCAAAUGGCCACUAACUUUAAGCCUGAAAGCUUCUUGGAAUAUACAACACCAAUGGAGAUAAAUACAUUUGUGAAAAAAAACCUCAGACCCAUUUUGGGUCCAGUAAAGCUAGCCUGUACAUCAGAAGUUGAAGGCAUUAUUACAUUUAUCAAAGAAAUUUUUCCAUUGCCAAUAACUUCCAUUGUCAAGGGUGGUUCAUAUGUAAAAGGAACGGACACCCAAGACUUUUCUGAUGUGGACAUAGUUCUUUUUAGCAAAGCUUUUGCCAGUAUAGAAGACUGCCAAAGGACAACUCCAGAGGUCAUAGAAGAGUUAGGAAAUGCCCUGAUAAAAUCCUCAUGGACAAGGAGGUUAGUCAUGCAGAAACACACGAAGUUUUCCUUGAGGUUCUAUUUUAAGUGUUAUAAAAAUCACCAUGGCCACUCAUUUGACAUCAUGCCUUGCUAUGACAUGUUUGCAUCUGUGUUAUCAACAGGUCCAAAAGAGAGUUUUUAUCACAAGCUGUACCUCUGCAAUGAUGAUGAUAAGAUCCAGCUGUAUUCCAUGGCCUUAUUGAAAUACCAAGUUGAAUUUGUCAAAGCAUCAACAGAAACGGUGAAGGACUUCAUACGUUUAAUGAAGCACUGGUUCAAAACUUCAUUUGCUGAACCAACCAAAGAAAAUAAGUUUCGCAGGCUUCCUUCCUCCUAUACAAUUGAACUGAUCACCAUUUACGUCUGGGAACUGGCUGGAAAGCCCAUCUUUUUCAGCUUUAUACAGGGGAUGAGAGCUGUCCUGAAGCUUUUGACUCAGUAUCAAGAGAUAAGCAUCACAUGGCACAGACACUACAGACCAAAUUUUCCAAUUUUUCAGAAAAUGUUUUUGAAGCAAAGCAGGCCAUUUGUGCUGGAUCCUGUUAACCCAACCUUCAAUGUGGGUGAAAACAGCAAUGCUUGGGAUGAAGUAGCCCACGUGGCCAGACAGAGUCUCCUCAAGCCCCUCUUCAAUGGCAUAGCAGCAAAGGAGCCUUGGCUUUUUACAAACAACUGGUGA
Molecule: messenger RNA, 1140 nt
Organism: Thamnophis elegans (Western terrestrial garter snake)
Lineage: Eukaryota; Metazoa; Chordata; Lepidosauria; Squamata; Natricidae
Product: 2'-5'-oligoadenylate synthase 1A-like
Exons: 7
Coding region: 1-1140 (379 amino acids)
Biological process (GO): regulation of ribonuclease activity
Cellular component (GO): membrane; nucleoplasm; cytosol
Molecular function (GO): double-stranded RNA binding; 2'-5'-oligoadenylate synthetase activity
Source: RefSeq, a predicted model, not a curated record